Molecule: messenger RNA, 920 nt
Organism: Fukomys damarensis (Damara mole-rat)
Lineage: Eukaryota; Metazoa; Chordata; Mammalia; Rodentia; Bathyergidae
Product: prominin-2-like
Exons: 9
Coding region: 96-920 (274 amino acids)
Cellular component (GO): prominosome; microvillus; apical plasma membrane
Molecular function (GO): cholesterol binding
Source: RefSeq, a predicted model, not a curated record
CUGGGCUGGGCUUCUGUUGCUGUCGCUGCCGCCGGCGCUGCGGGGGCCGCGUGAAGACGGAGCACAAGGCCUUGGCCUGUGAGCGGGGCACCCUCAUGGCCUUCCUGCUGCUGACCACCCUCAUCCUGCUGAUUGGUGUGGUCUGCGCUUUUGUCACCAACCAGCGCACACACGAGCAGACCCGCCCCAGUGUGGAAGCUAUGCCUGAGACCCUGCUCAGCCUGCGAGGCCUGGUCUCUGACGUCCCCCUGGAGCUGCAGGCCAUGGCAGAGCAGUUCUCCCUGCCCCAGAAGCAAGUUUUGGAGGAGCUGGAUGGGGUUGGUGAGCGCCUUGGGAACAUUGUGCACAGCCAGCUUGGGAGCAUAGUCUACCCGGUGCUGGCUUCUAUGGACAGCCUGGGCAAGGCCUUGCAGGUCGCCAUGGACCACCUCCAUGCCCUGAACACCACCUUGGUGGAACUGCAGAAGGGGCAGCAGCACCUGGAGCUGGCUGUGCAGAAGCAUAGGGACCACCUGCUUGCCCUGUUGCAGGAGCCUGGGUGCCAGGGGGACUGUGAGAGGACCCUGAACCAAGCCCGAGCCCUGGAGCUGGCUGCCGACUUUGUCCAGGUGCCCUCCAUAGACCACGUCCUGUACUGGCUACAGGGAGUCCCAGAGGCCAAUUUCUCUAGCAUGGUCCAGGAGGAGAACAACACCUUCGGCAGCCUCCCGCUCCUGGUCGCCAUGCAGGCGGCCAGCGUGGUCCAAGAUCUGAAGAAGGCAGUGGUGCAGCAGCCAGAGGGUGUGAGGACCUUGGCCAGUGGCUUCCCGGGCUCUGAGACAGCUUCCCGCUGGAGACAGGCACUGGAGCAGCUGGAAGAGCACAGCCGCCCCUACCUGCGGGACGUGCAGCGAUACGAGACUUACAGGUGCCCUCCAUAG